Aspergillus melleus is the source of this 246-nucleotide messenger RNA. RefSeq lists its product as uncharacterized. The coding region runs from base 1 to 246 and encodes 81 amino acids. The record is from RefSeq and is a predicted model, not a curated record. Lineage: Eukaryota; Fungi; Ascomycota; Eurotiomycetes; Eurotiales; Aspergillaceae. The transcript has a single exon.
AUGGCCAAGGCCGUCAACGCGGCGGAUGAAGAGUCCGCCGACCUUCCCCGCGGCCCCGUCGAGGCCCGAUCGCUGUCCGCCAUCACAGGCAUCGCCUCCAACCCCCCCGCAUAUCCUCGAAAUCCUACGCAGAAGAAACUGGAACCUCUGUCGCUCUACAUCGUGCGAGUCCCUGGUAGUAAAGGUAUGUGCUUUAUUUCGCGCCCCAUGCGAUCUCCUAUACUAACCUGCUUGUUUCCACACUAG